Molecule: messenger RNA, 549 nt
Organism: Acanthoscelides obtectus
Lineage: Eukaryota; Metazoa; Arthropoda; Insecta; Coleoptera; Chrysomelidae
Source: the annotation of a GenBank genome assembly
AUGGAGUCACAUUACUGUAGAUCAUCUUCCUCUAAAAACUACCUGCUACCAGAAUGGACUUCAAAAGAGGAAUUGUACAGAUUUUAUAAGACUGAUUGGUGCCAAAGAAAAUAUAUAAAAUCCUUAUCAAUUACGAGUUUCAACAAGGCAUUUGAAUCUAAGAAUAUGGCACUGUUCAGUCCUAAAAAGGAUCAAUGUGAAAUCUGUGAAAAAUACAAAAAUGGUUUCAUAGGUGAAGAACAAUAUAACGCUCAUAUAUUAAACAAAAAUGAGGCCAGAGCAGAAAAACAAAAGGAUGUGGAAAACGAGAAAUUCGUAUUUUCUGUUGAUCUUCAAGCUGUUUUAAUGUCUCCUAAAUCUAAUGUUAGUAGCUUAUAUUACAAGACAAAAUUAUGCGUUCACAACCUUUGCUUUUAUAAUAUGCUCAACAAAGAUGGCUAUUGCUUCUUAUGGCAUGAAGGGGAGGGUGGACUAACAGCAGAAGAAUUUUCCUCAUGUUUCUACUCAUUUUUGGAAACAAAAGUCAUACCAGCAAUGGAGAUAAGAUAA